AUGUCGAACCUCCCACCAGAAGCAGAGUUCGAGCAAGCGUACAAAGAGCUCGCCUCCACCCUCGAAAACAGCUCCCUCUUCGAGAAACACCCUGAGUACAAGACCGCACUCAAAGUCUCCGCCAUCCCAGAGCGGGUCAUCCAAUUUCGUGUCACCUGGGAAGACGACAAGGGCCAACUCCAAGUCAACCGCGGUUUCCGCGUCCAAUUCAACUCUGCUCUCGGCCCCUACAAAGGCGGUCUACGCUUCCAUCCUACCGUGAACCUCAGUAUCCUGAAGUUCCUCGGCUUCGAGCAGAUCUUCAAGAAUGCUCUCACAGGCCUGAGCAUGGGCGGUGGUAAAGGCGGUGCGGACUUUGAUCCCAAGGGGAAGAGCGAUAAUGAGAUUCGCAAGUUUUGUGUGGCGUUUAUGCGGGAGUUGCAUAGGCACAUCGGGCCGGACACUGAUGUGCCGGCUGGAGAUAUUGGAGUUUCACCCAGGGAGAUCGGGUGGAUGUUUGGGGCUUACAGAGCGGAGGAAAAUAGGUGGGCGGGUGUGUUGACGGGGAAGGGAGGGAACUGGGGCGGUAGUUUGAUCAGGCCGGAGGCGACGGGGUAUGGGCUUGUUUACUACGUCCAACACAUGAUCCAAUAUGCCUCCGGAGGCAAGGAGUCAUUCAAAGGCAAGCGGGUCGCCAUCACCGGCUCCGGCAACGUCGCCCAAUACGCCGCGCUCAAAGCCAUGGAGCUCGGCGCCAUCAUCGUCUCCCUCUCCGACAGCAAAGGCUCCCUCAUCGCCACCGACGAAAAGGGCAUCACGCCCGAUCUCGUGCACUACGUUGCAGACUUGAAGGUGAAGCGCAAGCAACUCACCGAGCUGUCCGAGAGCAGCGAGUACAAGAACAAAUUCAAGUACAUCGGUGACGGCGCGAGGCCGUGGGUGCAUGUGGGCAAAGUGGACGUGGCGUUGCCAUCUGCGACGCAAAAUGAGGUUAACAAGGAGGAAGCGGAGAAGCUGAUCGAGGCUGGUUGCAAAUUCAUCGCUGAAGGGUCGAAUAUGGGCUGUGAGCAGGAUGCGAUUGAGGUGUUUGAGAAGGCGAGGAAAGAGAAGAAGGGGGAUAGUAUUUGGUACGCUCCAGGCAAAGCAGCCAACGCGGGUGGCGUAGCAGUCUCCGGGCUCGAGAUGGCACAGAACAGCGCGCGCCUGAAGUGGAGCGCCGAAGAGGUCGACGAGAAGCUCAAGGGCAUCAUGGAGGCGUGCUUCAAGAACUGUCUCGAGACGGCCAAGGAGUUUGUGCCGGCUGCGGAGGGCGAGUAUCCGAGUCUGGUGGCCGGAGCGAAUAUUGCUGGGUUCAGUAAGGUCGCUGCGGCGAUGCAUGAUCAGGGUGAUUGGUGGUGA
Molecule: messenger RNA, 1377 nt
Organism: Saxophila tyrrhenica
Lineage: Eukaryota; Fungi; Ascomycota; Dothideomycetes; Mycosphaerellales; Extremaceae
Gene: GDH3
Product: NADP-dependent glutamate dehydrogenase
Exons: 3
Coding region: 1-1377 (458 amino acids)
Cellular component (GO): cytosol
Molecular function (GO): L-glutamate dehydrogenase (NADP+) activity
Source: RefSeq, a predicted model, not a curated record